Messenger RNA from Phycomyces blakesleeanus NRRL 1555(-), 585 nucleotides. RefSeq names its product G protein gamma subunit. The record is from RefSeq and is a predicted model, not a curated record. Gene Ontology annotation, biological process: G protein-coupled receptor signaling pathway. Lineage: Eukaryota; Fungi; Mucoromycota; Mucoromycetes; Mucorales; Phycomycetaceae. Bases 102 to 311 code for a protein of 69 amino acids. Gene Ontology annotation, cellular component: heterotrimeric G-protein complex. Gene Ontology annotation, molecular function: G-protein beta-subunit binding. The transcript has 2 exons.
CUCUUGUGAUUAUCCUUCUUCUAAAUCUGUAUUUUUCAGUGGAUUCCUGGAAUUAUAUACCUCUUUUUAUUCUUCAGUCCUAUUGUUCUCAUCAACACAUCAUGGAGGCUAAACUUCUCAAGAUCUAUGAAUACAAUGAGAAGCUACGAGAGCAGCUGGAGAUUCAACGUAUUCCAGUAUCCGAAGCUAGCAGAUCAUUGAUUGAAUACUGUCAGAACAACUCUGACUACAUGGUGCCCUCUGUGUUGAACACCAAGAGACCCGAUCCGUAUGCAGAAACAACAGGAGAUUGUGGCUGUGUAUUAAUGUAGUCUGAAGUCUUGGAUUCCCAAAAAAAAGAAAGAAAGAAAGAGGAAUCAAGUAAUUUUUAUUACAAUUAUCAAUUUACGGCUACUAUAGCUACCACUGUUACCACUGUUACUGCUAUUAGUGUUAUCAUUACCAUUACCAUUAUCAUUAUUACUAUUACUAUUACUAUUACUAUUAUUACUAUUCCAAUGUAUAUGCUUUUAUUAUUACUUAUUAAAUAAUUAAGUAAAUAAUUAAUUAUUUGCGCUUUUUUUUUCUUGAGCGCAAAUAAAUUUC